CUGACAUCAGGACACAUCAGGAAAAACGGUGGCCGGUCUCUAGUUGAAGGCGCUAGGUAGGCUGUAGCGGUGCUGAAAGGUCCCUUCACGCAGUCGACACCGCUGCCACCUCCGAUCAGUGAGCAACGAGCUUCUUCUGCCCUGCUUCCACAACGCUGAGACGCGUGCCUUGCCUAUGGGGGGCAGAGGGCGGCAGCGAGGGACUGCCACCAAGGGCCGCGACACAGCGGACCAUCGUCGCAGCACCUGGGCCAAGAACAAGGAGAGAAGCACCUGGUCAGCAGGUGAUGCUGCCCCUUCAGAAGGGCGCCCCCCCGGCGAGGAGGAGGGCGGGGCGCAGCGCGAGUCCCUGGGUGUGCGGCUGGCCAUGUGGGACUUUGGGCAGUGCGACGCGAAGCGGUGCACGGGCCGCAAGCUGGCGCGCAUGGGCCUCGUCAAGGAGCUGCGCGUGCAGGCGCGCUUCGCGGGGGUCGCGCUUACCCCCGUGGGUGUGCGCUGUGUGUCUGCUGCGGAUCGACCGCUGGUGCAGGCGCACGGGCUGGCGGUGGUGGACUGCUCGUGGGCGCGCCUCGACGAUGUGCCCUUUGACAGGAUCCGCUGCGCCGCACCCCGCCUGCUGCCGUGGCUGGUGGCUGCCAACCCCGUCAACUACGGCCGCCCCGCCAAGCUGAGCUGCGUGGAGGCCCUUGCGGCAGCGCUGUACAUCUGUGGAGACAGAGGCAACGCGGAGGCAGUGCUGGCCAAGUUCACGUGGGGCCACGGUUUCAUCUCGCUCAACAAGGAGCUGCUGGAGGCGUACGCCGGGUGCGCGGAUGGUGCGGGUGUGAUUGCGGUGCAGGAAGCCUGGCUCACGGCGGACCCCCGCCGCAGUGUGCCGGCCGGAGACGAUAGCGAGGGGGAGGCCAGCGGGAGCGGGGACGAGGACGAGCUGCCGCGGCUGGAGCGGAAUGCGAACCACCGGGGCUGGUCAGAGGACAGCGCGAGCGGGGACGACCAGGACGAGGACGAGGACGAAGGGACGGAUGAUGAGGUGGGGUCGGAGGAGAGAAGCGGGGCAGGCAGUGCGGAGGAAGAUGGAGGCGACGAGGGUGGUGGGAGCGGGCGGGAAGAGGACGGGCCGGGUAGCAGUGAGGAGACGAGUAGGGGGCGCGGAAGUGGCCGGGGGGGACCGGGAGCAGGGCCCGUUAGCGGAACAAGCGAGUGCGCGGAGCUGGACGAGGGGACUGGAGCACGACUGCAGAAGGUACCCGGGGCCUGUGCAGCAGAGCAACCAAACCGAGGGGUGGAAGCGGACCGAGCUGACCUUCCAGGUGGUCCUCCUCUAGAUAACAGGUUGGAGUCAUUGUCCUUGACCUAGCAAUGACAUACCCGGAUAUUGACGGAACAGAAGUUUGCAUGAUUCGGGUUCGCGGUGUCGUCCGAUCCAAAGUCAGCAAAACUUCGUGAAAAUGUAACAGCAGUGUCAUGAAGAUGCGACCAAAGUGCAGCAUUCAAUGUGGAACGUGGCAAGUCCAAUGUUAAACUUUCGUCGUCACCGUGCGUUGCACAGCCCAAAUUGAAGACUCUUAACGUACUCAUGGGUUCAAGAUGGACUCGAGAAAGAAGUACAUGGCCCG
This is a messenger RNA of Klebsormidium nitens, 1616 nucleotides long. Lineage: Eukaryota; Viridiplantae; Streptophyta; Klebsormidiophyceae; Klebsormidiales; Klebsormidiaceae. The record is from the annotation of a GenBank genome assembly.